Papaver somniferum (opium poppy) is the source of this 1797-nucleotide messenger RNA. Its product is annotated as probable LRR receptor-like serine/threonine-protein kinase At4g36180. The record is from RefSeq and is a predicted model, not a curated record. NCBI's taxonomy places the organism in Eukaryota, Viridiplantae, Streptophyta, Magnoliopsida, Ranunculales, Papaveraceae. The transcript has a single exon. Bases 1 to 1797 code for a protein of 598 amino acids. Gene Ontology annotation, molecular function: protein binding.
AUGGAUAUUCCCGGGAAAUUCCCAAUUUCUAUCUUGAAUUGUUCAAAGCUUCAAGUUUUAGAUCUUUCUUAUAAUCAAUUUGUCGGAAAUAUUCCAAAUGAUAUCGAUAGACUUUCAAACCUUCGGGAAAUUAAUCUGAAUUCGAAUCAUUUCUCAGGUAAUAUUCCUUCUUCAAUUGGAAACUUACAGUACCUACAGACGUUACAUCUUGGUAACAAUUUAUUGACUAGUUUUCCACCUGAAAUCGGAAAUUUAUCAAGCCUUGAAUAUCUUUAUUUCUAUUUUAAUGAUUUUUUGCCGUCAAAAAUUCCGAAUGAAUUCAUCAAGUUAAUAAAGUUGAGGCAUCUUUACAUGGAAAAAUCGAAUUUAUAUGGAGAAAUUCCGGAUUGGAUUGGUAACUAUUCAAAUCUGGAAUUUCUUUAUCUUUCGGAGAACAAUUUGAAUGGAAAAAUUCCGGAGAAUUUGUUUUUGUUAAAAAACUUAACGGGAGUGGAGUUAUAUGAUAACAAAUUGUCCGGUGAAAUUCCGAGAGAAAUCGAAUGUUUAAUUAUGGCAGGUAUUGAUCUUUCACAUAAUGAGUUAACAGGUUCCAUUCCGGAAGGUAUUGGUAAACUGAAGUAUUUGUCAGAGUUAGAUAUGUCAAAUAAUCGAUUAACGGAAGAAAUACCGGCAAGUAUUGCUUCACUUCCAUUAGUUACAAUGAUUUGGUUACAUCAAAACAACUUAUCGGGUGAAUUACCCAUACCUUUUGCAAAUAGUGGUAACUUCGAGUUAAGGCUUAACAACAAUAUGUUAAGUGGUGAGAUUCCGUUUAGCUUUUGGUCAAAUGGGAACUUAUCGUAUGUAAGCCUAAACAAUAAUAUGUUUUCUGGGGAACUUCCUGAUAAGUUGAAUCCAGCAUUACGCUUUCUCAACCUGGCGAAUAACAACUUUGGAGGCAGGUUACCCACAAGUUUUGUUUCAAACCCAAACCUUCAGAUCCUUUCGUUAAGGUCUAACAGAUUCAAUGGGUCGAUUCCUGAAAAUAUUCUUCAUUUGCAAAAGCUUCAAUGGUUAUCACUAAAUAAUUUCUCGGGUCAUAUUCCUACAAGAUUAGGUUACUUGAUUGGAAUGAUAAAUAAUUCUGAUACUUACUUGGAUACUGGUGAUGUUCAACUUGCAACUAAAGGAAUCAUGAUACCACUUGACACAAUGUACAACUCUAGCGCAGUGAUUGAUUUAUCAUGUAACUCUUUUGAGGCAAACAUUCCAGAAGAGAUGGGCUUAUUAAAACUAGUUUCUUCACUUAAUUUGUCCCAUAAUCAUUUCUCCGGUAACUUCCCAGAGAGUAUAGGAAACUUAUCAGCCCUGGAGUCUUUAGAUUUAAGUUCCAAUAGGCUGUCUGGAAAGAUUCCACAAUCUUUGGCAACAAUCGAUUCUCUUCAGGUUCUAAACUUAUCUCAUAAUCAGCUGAGUGGCAAGAUUCCGGUUGGAGCACACUUUGAUACACUGAGUUUAGAUGGUUUAGCUUUCGUUGGAAAUGAUUUAUUAUGUGUAUUACCAUCCGAUAAAGUUUGUGAGGCUGAUCGAAAUGCUAGUGCCGAUGAUGUCAAUCCUGCAAAUGAAGUUGAUGAAGUGGAUCGAGGGGAUACAGAAGAAAAUUUAUUGUUGUAUGCUAUUGCUGCCUCGGGAUUUGUAGUUGGAUUUUGGGGUCUUUUCUUUGUUUUGUUUAUGAAGAAACACAAAUGGUGGUUUCCGUAUUGGAGAUUUAUUGAUUCUGUGGCUGUUAGAAUAACCGUUUACGUCCAAAAGAAUUGA